GGCUUUUAGUGGUGGGUGUUUUUAGUGACAACACCCAUGUGGAUCCAGCAGUCCGGUCACUGUUUCAGACUUUAGCAGCCUCUGAGUGCGCGCUCAGGUCAUUCCCUGCAGGAUAAACUCGCUCACCCAUGAUUUAUUACAGACUGUGAGUCGGAAUGGCUUCUAAAUCUCUCUACUCGCCCAGGGACCCGGUGCUGAAGAAGAGGGACGAUUUUGAGGAUAUUCUUGAGGAGAGACGAAACUCCAGUGAUUUGAGAUAUGCUCUCAGGUGCUACACACCCGCUCUCUAUAAGGGACUGGUUCCAUGCAAGGCCAGCAUGCUCAAAAACAUCGUCCUGCAGUCUGACUCUCUACAGUAUGUCAUCAGCCAGGUCUCAGCAGAGUGUGGUGAGUCUCAGGAGGCGGUUCAGGAGGAGGCGUCCUUGUUACUGGAGGAAAUGGCCCACCGCCUGCAGCUCGGCACCAUCCGCUUUUUCGCCUUUACCCUCAGCAAGGCCUUCAAAGUACUCUUCCAUAGCGUGUGUGUCAACGAGGAGGGCAUUCAGAGGCUUCAGCAGGCCAUUCAGGAGCAUCCAGUGGUUCUUCUGCCCAGUCACCGCAGCUACAUGGACUUUCUAAUGAUGUCCUACAUCCUGUACACGUAUGACCUGGCUCUGCCUGUCAUCGCUGCUGGGAUGGAUUUUAUGAGCAUGAAGUUUGUUGGAGAGAUGUUACGGAUGUCCGGUGCAUUUUUUAUUCGCCGCUCAUUUGGGGGAGAUAAACUGUACUGGGCGGUCUUCUCAGAAUAUGUAAAGACCAUGCUUAGGAAUGGCUAUGCACCAAUCGAGUUCUUCCUGGAAGGAACACGUAGUCGAACAGGGAAAUCAUUGACGCCAAAGACAGGUCUGUUAAAUAUAGUAAUGGAGCCGUUUUUUAAAGGAGAGGUGUUUGAUGUUAAUCUAGUUCCAGUCAGUAUCAGCUAUGAGCGGAUUCUAGAGGAAGCUCUUUAUGCCCGAGAACUGCUUGGAGUGCCAAAACCCAAAGAGUCCACAUCUGGAUUGUUGAAGGCUCGGCGGAUCCUCAGUGAGGAUUACGGCAGUAUGCAUGUGUAUUUUGGUCAGCCUGUUUCUGUGCGCAGUCUGGCUCAGGGACAUAUAAAUCGCUCCCAGUACAACCUGGUGCCAAGGCAUAUUCCCCAGAAGCCGGCAGCAGACACGCAGUCGUUUGUGAACGACACUGCGUAUCGGCUGGUGCGUCUGCAGGAGGAGAGCAUGGUGCUGAAGCCGUGGGUGCUCGUGGCCAUGCUUCUACUGCAGAACCCAGAUGGGAUGGACCUGUCCACACUCACUGAACAGGCGGACUGGCUCAGACGCCUAGCGCUGACCUUCGGGGCUUUCUUAGACUGGCCAGAUCGUGAGCCCUGCAGUAAGGUGAUCAGCUCUAGUCUGGUUCUACAUAAGAACCUGGUGUGUGUCUCCGGGGGCCGAGUGCGAUUAGUCGUUGACGAGCCUUCGGGAGCAGAGUUGUCCACGAAUGAGAUGGCGUUUAACCAGGCGGUCAGUGUUCUGUCCUGCGCCUCAUACAGGAAUCAGAUACUGCACCUGUUUGUACGACCAGCACUACUCGCUGUGGCCUUGCAGACUGCCAACUCCAACAGGAGAGAUGAGGUCUACAAUUGCUUUAACUUCCUGUGGAACGUGUUCUCCAACGAGUUCAUCCUGUGCCCCGGGGCUGCAGUGCAGGACUUUGAGGAGGCGUGUUUUCUUCUGGGGAAGUGUGGUGCAAUUCAGGGGCUGCAGCAGGACAUUGUGACGUGUCAGAGUGGACAGACCACACUGGCCUUCCUGUGUUCUGUUCUUGACCCGUUCCUGCAGGGCUAUCAGGUGGUGUGCCGAUAUCUGUGUGAGGAAACAGAGGAGAAUCUGCCAGAGAAUAAGUUUGUUCCUGCUGUAAGAAACUUCACUCUACAGCUCAUUCUAGCAGGAAGUCUGAAGUGUUAUGAAGCGUUAUCAUCAGAUAUGCAGAAGAAUGCCUUGGCUGCCCUGAUGCGACUGAAGACUGUCAGAAAAGUCAAAGUUGGUGAUCAGGUGACACUUAAGGUUAACAAGAUUGCUGUGAACUCAUUGGAGGACACAUUGGGGGGUAAAAUUCCUACCCAGAAACCUGUCCUCGCUCGGCUGUAAACACACACACACACACAUCCUUCCCGUCGUCUGGAGAGCCAGCCUGAACUGCCUUCAUUACCAUAAUGGCAAAUUUCGUGAAGCGCCGAGGCUUUGCUGACUACAAAGACUGUUCGUCAUCGAGCUUUAAAAAGACUUCACGGGUUCACCAUCUGGGACAUGCUGUCUACGAUAUGGGCCUGCCUCUCUCUCUCUCUCUCUCUCUCUCUCUCUCUCUCUCUCUCUCUCUCUCUCUCUCUCUCUCUCUCCUCUUCCUUCUUUCUGUCACCCUCCCUCUCUCUUUCUCUUUGCUGUCUUUUAAUGUGUCUCUUAGAAGGAUGGCUUCUGUGUGAUCAAGCCCGGUGUCUUUAAUUCUACUCUUUCUUUGAGGUGUUUCCAACCCUCUUUAAUGUGACUGGGCACACAUGAAGGCUGCACUGCAAAGAGAGUGAUUCAACACUUCUUGUAGGCACUAUUUCACUCUAGUAUACUCUACUAUUUCUCAUUAUAGGAUUGUUCUAAGACUAUUAUGAUAUUAUUAAUUAAUAUUAUUAAUACAAGUAAUAAAUUAAUUACAUUUAUCAAGAUGUUUCUAGACAUUUGUAAUUGAUUGUAUCAUACCAAAUUGACACUUGACUCAUAAGACAAUGGUAUGUUAGUAUAUCAGUUCUGUGAAACAUAAACCUCGUAUCGCUACCUUUGCUAAUUGUUUGACAUUUCAGGAAUUUAAGGGUGUUUUUACACCUGUUGUUUAUUUCUUUGGUCCAGGUCAGUUGAUGAGUUUGUUAACUUGUUAACUAAGCUUUUUCUCCGUCGGUUUGGUUUGGUUUUACACAGGUAUAAUCCUGAACACCAGAACACCAGAAUCGCACCAAUAAACACUGUCUCCUCUGAUUGGUCAGAGCUGUGUGGUGCAGGAGCAAGAAAGUAUAUAUAGUGAGAAGAUUCUGUGUUCCUGCCCGGAUAUCUGUGCAGUUUUACCACUAAACACUGUGCGAUUUCAAACACAGUGUUUGUAUCUGCAGCGCAGAUGUAGUAAAUGGAGUCCUGUGGCUGCGAUCAGUGAACGCAACACAUGCGGCAUUCAGUGAGAGAUCUGGCUAAUAUAUCAGAAAAAAAUGAGACUUGUCAACAGUUUAGCCUAAAUAAAAGGAGUAUAUUUGAUAGCUGGGUCCAAUCGAGACCGGAUCACGUUCUCACCACAAGUGUUCUUUUGGGAUCGGACCAAGAACAUCUCCUCUAGCGGGUCUCGGUCCGGCUGUUUUAAUCCGCACCUGAGUGCGAUUACUGUUUUCACACCUGCUCAAUCAAACUGCACUAAAAUUUUAAACCGAACCAAAUAGUGCUGAUGUGAAAACGCCAUAGAUUUAUAAUUUGUUGUUUACUCUGUGGUCAAAUUCCCAAAUUCUAUGAUGAAGGAACCAAUAGAACUGCUCCUAAAGGAUAUUAAUUAAUAAAAUUUUUUACAUUGACUUUCAAUCAUUAAAAGCUAAGAAGGGUUUUUCCUUCUUCUCUAAAUUUUAUGGAGAUAUGAUGCUUUUGUGUGACAGUGAAGAUAAUUAUAUUAAAUGUUUUUAAAUUACUUGAAAUAUCUAGAAUAAUCUUAGACCAUUCCUACAAGAGUCUCAUAAUGAGAUAAAGCCUACAUUCUAGAAGUUUUCUCUAUUUGCAGUGUGUAGCUCUCUCUCCCCACUAUCCCCUGAUUAAUUUAUCCCUUUACUAUUGUAUUUGUUAUUUACAUUUUUUUUUUUUGCUUAUAUUUGUAACAGCUGGACUCAAGGAGACUGCACUUUCACCCCUGACUGUUACUCUUCUGGUCUCUCUGAGUUUGCUGAGUUGCCUUUCGCUCAGUUUUUGUUGUUUUCUUUUAUAUACUCUAUUUAUUCGCUUGCAUUUUUUUUUCUUUGCACGUUGACAUAGUCUGUCUUCAGUGUUUUGUUUGGGAUAAGGGUGUUAGCUUUUCAGAAAAAUAGAUGCUAGAAAAAUAGGUCAACCCCGACUUUAUUCUCUUUUAUUUUCCAUUGGGAAGUUACUGAAUUUGGACGCUUUGAGAGAAUGGCAAUAAAAGGGAACAGUCUAAUAUUGCUACACUGUCACAUCUACCAAACAACUGCCAUUCUCUUCAGCUUGUUUCAGUCGGAUGAACAAAGCAACCAAAUUUGAUUCUUUAAGGCCGUUAGAUUGGUAGCGUAUGUUUACACGUGCUUUGUUUUGUGUCUUUUCUUCUGAUGCAAAGCUGCAAAUCAGGAGAAUCCUGCUUUUUUAUACUGUAGAGCAGAGCAGCAUAUGCAAAUACCGUUAGAGAGGAAAUAAAUUUGUGGAUCAUCCUGCAGUAUAUGGUCUGUUCUAGUUUGUAUAGUACAGAAGAGGAGUUGCUUUAGUAUUCUUGACAUAGGCUAUAUAUUUUUUAGGAGAUAUAAAAGACUAAAAGAAUAUCAGAAGUGAAACUUGUUAUGCAAAAAGUGGAUAUUUUCAGUGUUUAUAAAAAUUCACGUGGGUGAUGUUGAGGUUAUGUUUAAAUGAUGCAGCUGCAAAGGAUGGUCUGAGCAGGACAUUGUAUCUGAUUAAUUAUUCUGAUAGGAUAUUGUGUCCCAUCACUUUUGCCAUGGAGGAUUAAGAAAGAUCUUUGCACCGACCUACAUUGAUUUCAGUCAGUAGCUUAUCUGUACGAAUGGGCAACUUUAGCCAGAUGCUGCCGGUCACGAUUUACCAAACCUCAUAAUUUCUCCAAUUUGAUUAAUUUAUUUGGUCUGGCGAUAUCUGUUUGAUUUUAAUAUAAUUUUGAGUUUCUAUUUUAGCUUUUCUACAUGUCCAUUCAUCUUAAAAUGUUCAUACGCUGAUGAUUAAAAAUGGUGCUUUAAUAUUGCACAUGGAACUAAAAAGCUCAAACUACAGGCGAGAUUGGGUCAUAUGACUGGUUAGAGUUGUAUGAUUACAUAUUUCAGUGGAUUUGAUCAUCCUCUAACUGUCCUUUGCAGUUAUAUCAUUUAAACUCUCAUAGAAGCAUGUGUUUACAGUGUACUUUAGCCAUAUUUCAUUUUUUUAAGAAUGUAAUGAUUUGUUUUUCUUUGUAUCAUGUGAGGACCUAGGGCUAAACUCUUGAGAUUUGUGUGAGUUUUCAUACACGGCCCAUAACUGUGUUUCCCAGAAGUUCCCAAAACAACAGUUACCGGUACUCUUAUAUUGUAGCUGUUUUGAACAAACACACUGCCUUGUUUCAGAGCUUCCUGCUCAUGAGAAAUUGCAAAGUUACUGAAAGGAAGAGAGAAGUGACACUUUUGCUUUGUUUAUUUGUUCAACCAACGUACAGCAACCUACAAAAAGGAUAUAUAUAUAUAUAUAUAUAUAUAUAUAUAUAUAUAUAUAUCAAUGCUGAGGGCAAAAUCUCAUCUUUAGUGUAGUGUAGUGUAGCACCUUUUAGUGGAUAAUAUUCUAAAUAACCAUUUUUGUAAACUUAAAAGGCAAGGCCAGUAUGUUGAAGACUACUGUCGGUUAAAUUAGUAGAUUUAGAUAAUUCUUUGGUUUUCAUAUCAUCAUAUGAAAUAGUUAAAGUUUUGGAAGCUUAUUUUGCAUUAUGGACACAUUAUGGACUGGAGCUUUGAAUGGCACUUUGUUUUCAAAUAUACUGGCUCAAUUAAAUUGUUCUUUACCUUUUUUUACAAGAUUUGUUUUUAUACAAAUAUCCACCGACACGUUCUUUAUGAAAAAAACGCAUCUGACCAAAAAUGUUUUAUACAAAAUACUGUAGCUAGGAUUAACAAACAUCCACAAAGGGCUCAUGAGGCUCCAGAAUAAGAACAGAAUAAGAUUGGUAAAUUUUGUGUAAAGAUUUAACUUAAUUGUUUAUUCAUUUAUAUACACAAAAAAAUAAAAUAGUUAUAGGAAUGGUAUUAAUGACAGAAGCACCCCUUCCUCAAAACCUGUAGGAAAUGUCAGAGAACAUUCCAGUUGCAUAGGAUGGAUUAGUGCAGGACACCAUUAAGAACACUUCUUCUUCUAGAGACACUUCUUCUGUACAAAAUCAAUUUUACCGUAUGAGUCCUAAUAUUUUUUGAACCAUUUAUUGUUCCAGCUCCUGCCAGGAGAAUAGCCUGUGAGAUGCACUGGCAUUAAACCCUAAUUACCAUUCCAUACCAUAUCAGACCAGACCACACCUUUAUCUUCCUUCCAAAUAGCAUUGUAAACCUACACUUUCCAAUGGGUGCAAGUGAAGUGAAGUUACUGAAAUUGUACCAGUUAUUGGAUAAUACUGUAAUACUGAAGCAUUAAUAGCUGUUUAAUAAAUGAUUGUGUUUAAGGGGUUAAUGAGAUGAGGUUUUGCCCACAUUUCUAACUAGUGUGUGCCAAACCACUCUCGCCUUGUCGAUGGCUUAAACCUGCACUUUUGUAAAAUACUCUCAGGUCAGGGUUGUUUUGUGUCUGAGAUUUGCUUUGACUGCUGUAAGAAAGCCAGACAUAACAAUCUCAAAUUAUUCUGGCACAAAUCUACAAAAUCUGACAAAAGUCUACAAAUCUGGCCCUUUAUAUACACCUACCUUAAAGAUUCACACAAACUCUGACGAAUCUGUCUCAGAUUUAAUCUUAAAAUGAUGCAGAACUGUGGAUAGUCUUUACACUCACUUAUUUAAUUAAUAACCACUAAGAAUUGUUCAGCAACUGCUUUAAAACCAACACGAGGCACUAAUAUGUGGCCACACAUAUGGGUAUAAAAAAUAUUUGAAAUUGGAGCAAGGAUGAAAUGACGUAAAACAAGUCUAAUGCAUUAAACUAAUGAUGCCUGUAACUACUUCUUACAUGUCUCAUCACUUUUAUACCUCUCAGGACCUCCUAACUCUCUUAAUCAAGAGUGUUUGCCAACUCGUUUGCCAAAGUUAUAUUCUCUUACUUUCAGUUCUGUUCGUUUUCCAUGGUCUAGCAUUAACGUUGUGUGUACUGUCACUGUUUGACAGCGUGUGUCUAAUGAUUAAUGAUUAUAUGGUGAUAAUGAUGAUUGUGGUGUGUUUGGUAUUAAAUCUGUAAUGACAAGAUUAAAGUUUGAUAAUCAAAAUAC
This is a messenger RNA of Astyanax mexicanus (Mexican tetra), 7191 nucleotides long. RefSeq names its product glyceronephosphate O-acyltransferase (gene gnpat). The transcript has 16 exons. The record is from RefSeq and is a predicted model, not a curated record. Gene Ontology annotation, biological process: ether lipid biosynthetic process. Gene Ontology annotation, molecular function: glycerone-phosphate O-acyltransferase activity. The coding region runs from base 156 to 2162 and encodes 668 amino acids. NCBI's taxonomy places the organism in Eukaryota, Metazoa, Chordata, Actinopteri, Characiformes, Acestrorhamphidae. Gene Ontology annotation, cellular component: peroxisomal membrane; mitochondrial membrane.